Molecule: messenger RNA, 2525 nt
Organism: Daphnia pulex (common water flea)
Lineage: Eukaryota; Metazoa; Arthropoda; Branchiopoda; Diplostraca; Daphniidae
Product: carboxypeptidase B-like
Exons: 12
Coding region: 1134-2396 (420 amino acids)
Biological process (GO): proteolysis
Molecular function (GO): metallocarboxypeptidase activity; zinc ion binding
Source: RefSeq, a predicted model, not a curated record
CUUCCCCUCUUUCAGGUGGAACGGACCUCGUUUGAAGAGUUCCGGUGGAAGUUCCUGGGCGGAGUUCUAGUUCCGGUGGAGAUUUACCAUCAGGUGCGGCACGGAUCAAGGAUUCAUCUGCUUUCAUUUGAGCAGACUGCGGAUUCAGGGACGACGAACAGCAGUCGAUGUGUUUGUUGCAUUCUUCUAUCGAGGCUCGAUUAACUUGAUCAACGUAUAUCAUGCCGAUUGCAGAGGCCACAAUUAAAACAACAGCUGUGAUGAUUAUCCAACCCUCGAAUGAAAUUCUCGUUUUAGUCUCAGAAGCCAUUUUGAAGGAAUCGAAUCGUGGAAUGUAAAUCCAAUGACCAGCCGCUUCUUAUUGCUUUCAGUGGGUACAGCUCGGCUUGCAAGUGCAUUUUGGCAUUUAAAUCGGAAUUUUACUUUCAAACAAAUUUAUUUCAUGCUGUGAAAGUUAUAAAUUUAGAUCAAGUAUAAUUUUGACAAUUUUGUUCACACAUUGAUGGAUUAUUUGCAUGUUGAAUUUAAAAUUUUAACGCAAAAAAAAAGUUACGCCAUCCCCGUUUGUCGAGAAGAAAUGUGUGACUUGAUUUCUUAGUUAUACACCCGCAAUGGAAGAAGUCAAAGGACAAUGGAACAAUUUAAUCAUUUUAACUGUUGUUAAUUUAAUCAAACUCGUGUAUUUUAUUGGGUUUGACAAAUUCAGUCACAUAUGUUGUUGAGAAAAGCGACAAAACACAAAUAGACGCAAAGCAAGUAUUGAAACACAUCACUCAGAUUAGAACAAAGAUAUAAGACAUCAAAAGAUAAAAUUAUCCAACGGGAAGCUAUACAAACAACGGAAUGUCCGAGUUCACGCUACGAAAAACAGUGGAGCACAUCGUGCAAGGAAUACAAACACUUUUGGAUUAUUGACAUUUCAAUCCUAGGCUUGCUUACUUAUGAGUUAUAUGACUUAUGAUAGCAAUGAGUGCGAUGGAAACUUUCGGACAGUUUGAGAUCAUCAUACAGUAAUAAAACGUGGAUCACCGAUAGGGAAACUGACAGCAAGCUAAUGCGCCAUCAAAACUUAUAAAAUGAAUGUCGACUAGUGAAAAAGACAUUGGAUCGUUCCAGUAUUUUUCCAGACGACCAUGAAACUUUUGAUCCUUUUGUCCGUUCUAGCGGCUUCGGCCAUAGCUUCACAGAAACGCUAUGAUGGGUACCAAUUGUUCCAGGUAACGCCAAAGGAUCAGUCCUCGUUCGAGGCUAUGGUCCAGCUCUACGAGCAGAGUGAAAAUUACGAUUUUUGGAUCGCACCUCGAGGAAUCGACAUCGCAAUGGACAUCAUGGUUCCUCCAGCAUACGUCUCAGUCUUUGUCGACCUGAUGCACGCUUACAGCAUGGAAUAUCGGGUCAAAAUGAUUGAUGUUCAGACUGUGCUCGAUAUGGCUCGUGAAGAACGCGAACGUACACCCCGAGUUGCCACUCCGCGCUACUCUGUUGACUGGAACACUUAUUAUGACUUUAACGACAUUUCCGCUUUCUGUAACGAAAUCGCUGCCGCUCACCCCAACAUGGUGACAGUUUCCAGCAUUGGCAGAAGUUACGAAAACAGAGCUAUUCCGAUGGUCAAAAUCUCCACUGGAGGGUCAGGCAAAAAGGCGAUCGUCGUCGAUGGCGGCAUUCACGCCCGUGAGUGGAUUUCACCUGCUUUCGUCACAUGGUUGAUUAACGAAUUGGUUGAGAACUACGCCGCUCACCCGCAAUACGUUGACAAUAUUGACUGGUACAUUAUGCCUGUCAUCAAUCCAGAUGGUUACCAAUUUACUUUUGCACUCACCGGAGAUCGUUUGUGGCGCAAAAAUCGUAGACCAAAUAACGACGGAAUCGGUGGCAGCAGCUGCUUGGGAACAGAUAUGAACAGGAACUUUGGUUUCCACUGGAACGAGGGUGGCAGCAGUGCAAACGGAUGCUCCGACACUUUCCACGGUGGAGCCGCUUUCAGCGAGGUAGAGACUCAACACGUUCGUGACGCUGUUUUGGCUGUCGCUGGUCCAGCUGAGAUGUACCUGACCUUCCACGCUUAUGGUCAGUACUGGCUCACUCCUUGGGGUUACACUGCUACUCUUCCCAGUGACUACACACAGCUUUACAACUUGGCUGUAUCAGCUUGUAACAAAUUGACUGCUGUCUACGGAACCCGUUAUACCAUCGGAUCUUCGACUAACGUACUCUAUGUGGCUUCUGGAGGCAGCGACGAUUGGGCAAAGGGUGGAGCUGGAAUUCCAUUUUCGUAUACUGUUGAGAUGCGCGAUGAAGGCCUUUACGGAUUCGAACUUCCUGCCAGGCAAAUUCUUCCAAACAAUUUGGAGGUUUGGGAAGGCAUUAAGGUGAUGGCGGAGUCUCUCUUUUAAAGAGUUAACUCAAUCAGCAUCCAAAUAUCGAUGGAUUUACGAUAGCGGAAAAUAUUGCAUCACCUAUCAUUUUAAAAUCGUCAUUACUACAAUUAGGAUGACUAAAUACAAUUGGAAAUUCUGACACGA